GACUUUUUUGUUUGUGAUCGGGGAAGUUAGGAAAUUAAAUAUGUGUUUUCAAACAAUUUGUGUGAUGAUUUUAGGUUUGCGAUGGACAGUUCUGAAGCAGAGCUAGAUAGAAUUGAGGCACAAAGGUCAACGGAUGCGUCUCAUGAUCAACGGAAAGGAACAUACUUACCCAUGAACAUACAUGGUUCACAAGAUUUCUCUCAAAGCGGAGGAGAUGGCGCCACGUCACCUACGGGAGACACCGAAUCUAUGCCAGAGUUCCUAACUAACCUCAGAUUGUCGGAUCUUUUCGCUAUUCGUGGUAAAGAUUUCCCGAUGCCUCCAUGGAUUUUUAGUAAAAUAAGUGAUGGGAACAAACAAUGUCUGGAGAAGUUGAAAAGCCACAGAAAUUUAAUGGCACGUCUCAAGAGCAAUACAGGAGAUUCAAUUCUUCAUCUUGCUGUUACAUGGGGUCAUCUAGAACUAGUGAAGGAGAUUGCCUGUGAAUGUCCGUGCCUUCUAUUGGAGCCAAACUCGAGCGGUCAGACACCGCUUCAUGUGGCGGCUCAUGGCGGUCAUACCGCUAUUGUUGAGGCUUUUGUUGCAUUGGUAACAUUUGCCUCAUCUAGAUUGUGUAAUGAAGAGAGUGAGAGAGUGAAUCCAUAUGUUCUCAAGGACGAGGAUGGAAAUACUGCUCUGCACUUGGCCAUUAAAGGACUCUAUUUGGAGAUCGCUAGAUGUCUGGUGAACGCGAACCAGGAUGCUCCUUUUCUUGGAAAUAACAAGGGAAUAUCUUCCUUGUAUAUGGCAGUAGAAGCUAGAAUGGUAACCCUUGUGGAAGCAAUUUUGAAAACUAAAGACGAUGACGAUGAGGACCUUGAAGGGAAGAAGUCUAACUUAGAGUCGAAGAUACAAGGGUACAAAUUUCUUGUACAUGUUGCUUUGCAGGCCAAGAGUAUAGGUGUACUUGAUGUAAUUCUUAAUGAGUGCCCAACUCUUGUGAAUGAGCGAGAUAAAAAAGGAAGGACUUGUCUUUCAUAUGCAGCAUCCAUAGGGUAUUAUGAAGGAGUAUGCAACCUCUUAGACCGAUCAACAAAGAGUGUUUAUGUCUGCGACCAAGAUGGUUCAUUUCCAAUUCAUACGGCUGCAGAGGAAGGUCAUAAAGAAAUUGUGUUUGAGUUUAUAAAACGUUAUCCAGAUUCAAAAUACCUGCUUAACAAACUUGGUCAGAACGUUCUCCACGUCGCAGCAAAAAAUGGGAGAUGGUCUACUUCAUAUUUGUUGAUGAGUAAUAAAAAGACAGAACAUCUGGGUGUUGGGCAAGAUGUGGACGGGAAUACACCUUUGCACCUUGCCGUCAUGAACUGGCACUUUGAGUCCAUUGAUUGUCUUGCUAGCAGUAGCAAGAUACUGAAAGUACGAAAUAAAAGCGGCUUAAGAGCUAGGGAUAUUGCCGAGUUAGAGGUGAAACCUAACUACAUUUUUCAUGAGAGGUGGACACUGGCGCUCUUAUUAUACGCUAUUCACUCAAAUGGUUUCGAAUAUGUACACUCAUUAACAAGACCGGCAGAGCCACUAGAUCCUAAGAAUAACAGAGAUUACGUCAACACUCUUCUACUGGUAGCGGCUCUUGUAGCCACGAUGACGUUUGCUGCAGGUUUUACAAUACCAGGUGGGUUUAACAGCUCUGCUCCACACUUGGGCAGGGCAACUUUGGCCACUAACCCAACUCUCUUCAUUUUUCUGCUACUUGACAUCUUGGCAAUGCAAAGUUCCGUUGCAACAAUAGGUACUCUUAUUUGGGCGCAGUUGGGAGACCCAUCACUCAUUCGCUCAUCCCUACAUGUGGCCUUGCCCUUACUGCUUUUUGCUCUACUAUGCAUGCCCUUGGCAUUCCUUUUUGGCUUGAUCACUGCAGUUGGGCAUGUGAAAUGGCUUUUAGCCAUCAUUUGUAUUAUAUCUCUUUUAUUCUUCUUUUGGGCGAUCUUUGUCCUUGGUCCUCACGUCAUUCUACAGCGGCCAUACGUUUCUCCCAAUAAUGCUGGUUUCUUUCUCGUAACUUUUAUGCAGUAUAAAACCAUCUUUGAGCUUAUUGCGAAGUUGAUAAGGAUAAUAUUUUGUGGUUGUUACUAAGAGUUAAGGCAUAUUUUGUAUGAAAUUAUGA
Arabidopsis lyrata subsp. lyrata is the source of this 2143-nucleotide messenger RNA. RefSeq names its product protein ACCELERATED CELL DEATH 6. Bases 82 to 2112 code for a protein of 676 amino acids. The transcript is spliced from 3 exons. Gene Ontology annotation, molecular function: protein phosphatase regulator activity; protein phosphatase 1 binding. Gene Ontology annotation, cellular component: plasma membrane. The record is from RefSeq and is a predicted model, not a curated record. NCBI's taxonomy places the organism in Eukaryota, Viridiplantae, Streptophyta, Magnoliopsida, Brassicales, Brassicaceae.